Messenger RNA from Meloidogyne enterolobii, 600 nucleotides. Lineage: Eukaryota; Metazoa; Nematoda; Chromadorea; Rhabditida; Meloidogynidae. The record is from the annotation of a GenBank genome assembly.
UGUAUAAUGGAGAUAAUUUCUCUUAUCGAACCAUCAUUUAUUAGAUUUUUUGUUAAAUUUAGACUACAGUUGUACAUUCUUUUACUUUCUCAAGCUCACUUUUGUAUAUUUGUUUCUUUAAUGUCUAAAGCCCUACCACAUACUUUUGGAAGAACCUGCACUUUUGAGAAAGGAUUCGAGGAGGAUUGCGCGUUGUGGAAUUUUGUUAAUUCAAAACAAUCUUAUCUACAAAUGCAUAAUAAUACAUAUUUUGAUAAUAAUAACACUUCAACAACAUUGUCUAUAUAUAAUUUCCGCAUUAUGGGUGGCCAUGACAUUAAUUCUAAUCAUUAUGCUUACUAUCGUUUUUCUAAUGAUAUGAACGAAUCUCAUGUUGCUAUGAUAGUUAGUCCAUUUUUUGCUCACACUGAUACACAAUGCGAAUUGCGUUUUCGGUUUAAUCUGAGAGCAGAUUCCAGGUCUGGAGCCGGGUUGUUAGUUACAACGGAGCAGUUGUCACUCAGACGUUCAUUUAGCAAUUCAAAAGAGUCGACCUCUAAUGGCAACCAAGCAAUGGAUGAGGAAGAUGAGGCAGAUUGGAUUCGGCCUAUAUUAAGGUAA